AUGCUUCUUUUAUCCUUUCUGUUAACCUUGCUUAGCUUCCUCGCUGUAACCAUAGCACAAGCAUCUGCAGACGAAAAAGUUGCUCUAAUUUCUAACAGAGUGCUUCAAGACCUACAAGCUGAACUCACCCCCCGACAAAAGUCGACAGAGGAAGAUCAGAAAGCUACAAUUUGCUGCCCAGUACCUGGACAGCCCUGGAAGCACAGCACUAAAGGGAAAGUAGAUAGCACCCUCGGAAUACUUUUUGAAGAACAGAGUGAUCCAAAUACCCCAACUGGAACCUGUAAGCAGCUUGCAUGCAACUCAGCUUCAGAAAUUAGGGUCUGUAAUACAGGCCAAACAGUAUUCGACAAGCAACAAGGACUUGAUAAGGUUAAAUCGUCAGUCAGUAGUAUUAUGAAUCAUUGCUCGACUUGUUGUGGUCAGAUGUUCCUGGACGAUGUGGGAAUCAAUGUUAUUAUCGAUGGGAAUGCAGACUGUUAA
Glarea lozoyensis ATCC 20868 is the source of this 483-nucleotide messenger RNA. RefSeq lists its product as uncharacterized. The coding region runs from base 1 to 483 and encodes 160 amino acids. The transcript is spliced from 3 exons. NCBI's taxonomy places the organism in Eukaryota, Fungi, Ascomycota, Leotiomycetes, Helotiales, Helotiaceae. The record is from RefSeq and is a predicted model, not a curated record.